AUUUAAUCGCUUACAUGUGUCGCAUUGUGUGAAAUAUAAAAUAAGCAAUAAGAACAUACAAUAAAUUAUUAAAAAUAAAAAAUUGUUAUUUACAAUAAUUUAUUACUCUAUAUUGUUUAAUUAGGCAAAUAUAAAUAUUUUAAUUAAUGUAUAAAUAAAUAUUAUUACGAUCUACUUCUUAAUAAAUAUUAUUCAUAAGUUAGACAUCUCUACAGAAGAAUAUAAAUAAUAUUAUAACUUUUCCAAAAUAUACUGUACAUAUUGUACAUACACAUGCACAUUUACACUGUUUUUGUACUAAACGAGAUGUUCAAUUAUAGUCCAUGAUUCAGUUAUUUGUGUCAAACUGUUUUUAAAGCUGCCUAGUAAAUAAUAACUAUACAUUUAUAAAAUAUUAAACUUAUGAUUUUGUUCGUUAUAAUACUGUUCUUCGUCAAUGCAAAAAUGAAAUUUUCACUUAAUUUCACAAUUUUCGGAUGUCCAAUUUUAUAUUGAUAUAGCUGUAGCUCUAACAGCUGCGCUUAACAAAGGAUUCGGAUCUGGUUCUUCUGUCAGGAUAUUAACUUUUACCCAUUCUCGUCGUUUGUUGCUUUGUCGCAACGCAUCAAUAACUGCUUGUACAUAUAAACCAUCCUCGAAUGAUGAUGCAGAGAACACCGGUUCUUUUAUCCAACCUUUCUUAUCUUCAACAGAUUGAAAAGCUUCUCUUAAUGCAGCGAUCAUUUUCCUUAAUCCUUUAAUAUACGGUCUUGGUAUAGAAUCAGCAAUCGGAAAUGAUAUAUCUUGCAAAUCAUCUGUAUCGUGAUAUAACAUCUCUUCUUGUCCGUUAUGACAACCAUGCAAAUCUCCACCACGUACCAGAAGAUGAUUACCACCUCCACAUAUCAAUACUUCCUGAGAUAAUUGACCCUGUAAGUGGUUACUCAAUGUUGCUGUCACUAAUGUGCCACCGCUUAAUUCCAUUUGAAAACUGCAGAAAUCUGGCGACGUGACGUGCCUAAUUCCGUUUAUAUGUUUUGUAGUUUGCAUGAAAGUUCGUACCACGGCAUGUACUCUCGAGGCACGUUGGCCAAUUAAGUGAAAGAUCAAAUCGAUCACAUGACUUCCAACUAGAGCUAAAAUUCCUCCUCCCAUCGUGUCGUCACAGUAAUAUUCUAACCAUUGUGCAAUAAACUGCCCAUAUGUACUCUAACUUCUAUUACAUUUACAGGACCAUUUAAGUACCCUUCUUCCAAGGCUUUCUUCAUGUGAACAAAUGCUGGCAAAAAUCUUAAACUAUGAUUAACAAUGCUGAUUAAGGAAGGAUAGUACUGUGCAGCACGCACCAUUUUUAGAGCUUCACUUUGACUCAGACCAGCUGGUUUGUCACACACAACGUGCUUUCCUAUUCCUAAUGCUUUCACUGCAAUCUGCGCAUGCAAGCUCGGAGAACACAUGAUGAAUAUCAAAUCAACAUCCUUCCUAAGAAGUACGUCAUCAAUUCGACUGGUAUGAAACGGUAUCUCAAGAUCAGUUGCAACCUCUGACACUUCUGCCAGUGUGCGUCCCCAUAUAGCUUCAAUUCUGAAGCCUUUCUCUCUUAAAAAGGGAAUGAUUAUUCUGACAAUGCUCCCUGUACCGAACACUCCAAUUCCAGGCAAUGUCAUUGUUGUUGAUCUUUAUGACUUAAAUUAUAUGAAACGAUACCAAUGACAAUACUCAAUCUUGAUUAAUAUCUUAAUUAACUUUAACGACGGUGUUCCUUCCUGAUGAUAUUUCUUUUUACUUCUUGAUUCAGCGAAAAUUUGUACAAAAUUUCACAUUGUAACAAAAUGCAAACACAUCGUGCUGUAUAUUUCAUGCUUUGAGGUUGGUAUUUCGCGUAACAGUGUGGUUCUAUUUAACGUAUCGUUAGAGACAUUUUUUUCUUAAUGAAAAAUAUGCAAGUUGUACGAAUAAUGAAUAUGAUCACUCUGUAAUUAGUUGUUAAACCAUUUAGAAAUAUUCGCUCGUACAAUGGCAGACAAGUACGUUUUCAACAUUGUUGCGUUUUAUUAGAUAGUGAUACCUAAAUUAUUGUUAAGGCUAACAAUUGAUCGUUACGAUUUGCUUAAUUUGUAAUUUAGUCUUUAAUCGAUGAAUUUUCAUUUACGAAAUAGUGCGUUUAUGCUUGGCGCGACACUUUAUUCAACAUAGCUUGUCGGACGGAUAUUCCGAGCAAAGUGUCAAGUUUUAUUUACUUUUUUUAUUAUUGAUUUGCCGGGGAGACCCGAAGACAGAGCCGAACGUCACGACGAUCAUGCCCUGCGCUACCCUGUCAGUUUGAUUUGCGCAAAUGUGAUAGGUGUUUGCUUGUCACAUCCGCUCCUUACAAUUAAAUAUUUAAACAUGUAAAUAUGCAAUUACAUUGCAUAAAUCAGUGGUUACAGAGCUGUUUUUUAUUUUGACUUUUUUGCAUCUACACGAAAAUAACGAAUCCUUAAGAGUAUAAAAAAAAUGUCGGAAAUUCGUAAAAGAAGAAUCGGGGAUACGGCCGAAACGCGGGAUGUUAGUGAUGAUCAGAAAGAAGAUGUGGAAUCUGAAGAUGAUGCAAAGUUGGAAGUUGAGGAAUUGGCUAAGGCUAUACAGCAAGGAACAGAUCAUACUCCUCAUAUUUUGGAUUCAGCACUUUCUGGUUUAUCUGAACGACAUUAAUUGUACAAGUAAAAUGUUUCCAAGAAAUCAUUAACAUUGGGUAUGCAGUUUACAGAAUUCAUGGUUUACCAUGGUUCAGAUCUUUAUCGUGGUAUUUCUUAAUUACUUCUAAUUAUUUCUUUUAUGGAGAAAAUUUAAUGGACUAUUUUGCUGUGGUAAUUAAUCGUACAGAAUAUUUACGCGUACUUGUUACGUAUCAUCGUUUCAUUUCAUUUUGUCUAUAUAUCGUUGGUUUUGUAUGGUUUGUAUUGUCACUUGUAAAAAAGUAUUAUAUGAAACAAUUUUCUUUAUUCGCUUGGACUCAUGUUGCUCUACUCAUUGUUGUUACACAAAGUUAUCUUAUAAUUAAAAAUAUUUUUGAAGGCUUGAUAUGUAAUAAAUGAUGUAAUGGCAUACAUGUUUGGUUUCUUCUUUGGUAAGACACCUUUGAUUAAAUUAUCACCAAAAAAGACUUGGGAAGGCUUUAUAGGUGGUGGUAUUUCAACAGUCUUGCUUGGUUUACUGAUAUCUUACCUCAUGUGUCAGUAUCGUUACUUUGUUUGUCCCAUAGAAUAUAGUGAAAUUUUAGGACAAAUGACUAUGGAUUGUGAACCAUCUCCUUUGUUUCAACUUCAAGAAUAUACUUUACCUAAUAGCUUGCAAGUUGUAUGGAAAAUGUUUAGUGGGAAGUCCACCCUAACUCUUUAUCCAUUUUUACUUCAUUCAUUAUCAAUGUCAGUAUUUAGUUCUGUAAUUGGACCAUUUGGAGGUUUCUUUGCUAGUGGUUUUAAAAGAGCAUUCAAAAUUAAGGACUUUGGAGAUAUUAUUCCUGGUCAUGGAGGAAUAAUGGAUAGAUUUGACUGUCAGUAUUUAAUGGCAACAUUUGUAAAUGUUUAUAUAUCUUCAUUUAUUCAAACUUCUUCACCUCAGAAACUUCUGCAACAGGUAAAUAUUAAAUUUUCGAUCACCUUUAUUAUUUUAUUAUUUUGAAUAUAAGAUUCUAAUUAUUAAAAAAAUUAUAUGUUAAUUAUUAUACAGGUUUAAUUAAUAUUUCGUAUUGUUUUUUGAAUGAUUCCAAUUAAAUAUAAGCGUAAUUAAAAAUUAAAAACUAUAAUAACUAAUAUAUAUAAAAUAAAAAUUUUUCAUUGGUACAAAUGUAUAUUAUUUUUAUAAAUAAAAAUUAAUAUAAAAUAUAUUUAUUAUAUUAACAAUGUAUAUGUAUAGUAUAAUAUAAUAUAUAUAAUAUAUAGCUUGUUCUAAAUCUUUAUUAUUUACAUUUGUAAUUAUUUUAUGUGCAGGUUUAUAGCUUAAAACCAGAGCAGCAGUUGCAAUUGUUUCAAACUUUAAAAGAUUCCUUACAAAACAGAGGUUUAUUGAAUGUCUAUUGAUGUUCUAGUAUUAAUGGUAAUUAUUAAUAAUCAAUAGAAUUAUUUUAAAAUUGCAAAAAAAUGUUAGAAAUAACAUUUAUUUGGCUAUUGUGUAAUGUAUGUUUAUGCAAAUGGCAUUAACAAUAUUAAUCAUAAUGCAUAUGUCAUGUAAACAGCAUUAACAAUAUUAGUCACAGAUAUACUACAUUAAAUUAUAUUCAAAGAAUUUAUUUUAUAAUUAGAAAUUAAGAAACAUGCAAUAUUUGUAGUUCUUUUGCAUUCCGCAUUAAAUAGUCCAUUUUCUACCAAAAAUUUUUAUUAUACUGUGAUGAUAAUAGAAAUUUGACUACCUAUUUCUUUUAUAAUAAUUAAACCAAAGAAUAUUGUGUGUUAUAAAAAACAAGCUUCCAAUUUCUUAUAAAUAUUUAAAACGACCAUUAAAUAUUUUUUAAAUGUUUUUCUUUCAUAAAUUAUAUCGUAGUAAUGAAUUUAUUAAUGAACAUAAAUUUUAUGUAAACAUUUACUCAAGAUUACAUACUUAAUCAAUCAGAUCUCGAUAUACUUAUAUAUUUUUAAAUCCUUAUUGUGCAUUUAAAAUUAUAGAUAUGAGUAUCUUUCAUAAUAUAUAUUUUAAGAUAAUAAAUAUGAUUUGUAAGUUUUAUUUAGAACGUCAAUAACCUUAAUUAAGUAGACAACAUUAAUUGUCUUAUAAAAUACUUCGUUAAUUAGUUACCAGUUAUAUAAUAUGUAUUCAUCUAUUUAUAAUUAAAAGCAGUUAACGAAUGUUAAUUACUUUUAAUGAUAAAUCAUAUUUUUAUUAGAAUCAGUGCCAUGCUGUCAUACAAGUAUUCAGAUAGAAAUAUUUUGUACUUGAUGUUAGGUACAAAACAUUUUCAAAGAAUAUAAUUUAAAUAAAAUAGAAUAUGUUAUUAAUAUUCUUUUAUCAAAUUGUUGUAACUAUUUUUGUAUACAAUACUUACUUAAUAUGAUGGCACUGAAUAUUAUUUUACUUUAAUUAUACAUAGAAUUUUAUAAAAGAAAAGAUAAACAGAGUUAAUUUCUGCUUAUCCUCAAUUUUAUUAUAAACAAAAAUUAAGUGGAAAUGUAACUGUUCUUCACAAUUUAGUAUUUUUAUUAUAUAUUUUAGUAUUUUUUAUUAUAUAUUUUAAAUAUUAAUUUUAUAUUAAUAUGAUUAGUAUAUAAGUAGAAACGUAAAAUUUGCAAAACUUAAAAAUUUUAAUUGAAUGAAAAACUGAGUAUUAUAAAAUGUUAUAUUUCAAAUUAUUUUAUAUUAUAGCUAAAAUUGUGCCAAUAG
Molecule: messenger RNA, 5334 nt
Organism: Heterotrigona itama
Lineage: Eukaryota; Metazoa; Arthropoda; Insecta; Hymenoptera; Apidae
Source: the annotation of a GenBank genome assembly